This is a messenger RNA of Meloidogyne enterolobii, 484 nucleotides long. Lineage: Eukaryota; Metazoa; Nematoda; Chromadorea; Rhabditida; Meloidogynidae. The record is from the annotation of a GenBank genome assembly.
UUCAUUUUCAAAUAAAAUUCUUUCUGAAAAAGAAGAGCCAAUAAUGAAAAUAUUAAUAGCAAAGAAAGAACAUUCCCAAGAUGAUGAACAUUGUCUUCGAGAACAGAUGGAAAUUAUCAGAAAAAAUUGGACAGAACAAUGGGGUAGUGGGCAAUUAGACAGGCUUAGACGUUUCGGAGAAAGUGAGGCUUUGCAAGAACAAUUAGAACGUACUCGGCAAUGGAUGGAGGAGUUUAAAGAAGUUGGUGAUUUGUGUUGUGCACUUGCCUAUUUUGAUGAACCUGAGCUAAUGGCAAGAAGAAUUUUCUUUCUAAUAAAUGAGAUAAUCUAGCCUUACUACAAGAUAACCUCAAUUUAAGAUACAUUAAUUUAAGAUAGUGAAUUUGGUUGAAACCUAGCUGCUUAAAGCAAUAUCCCCUACAUACAUUUUUAGGAUACACUUCUUUAUAAGAUAAUACAAGUUUUUUUAUCCCCAAGGGGCAUU